Molecule: messenger RNA, 1990 nt
Organism: Haplochromis burtoni (Burton's mouthbrooder)
Lineage: Eukaryota; Metazoa; Chordata; Actinopteri; Cichliformes; Cichlidae
Product: leucine-rich repeat extensin-like protein 5
Exons: 1
Source: RefSeq, a predicted model, not a curated record
CACUUCCUGUUUUUUCCCCGUGUCAGCUUGUCUUCCGUGUCAUUAGUCAGAUUAUGUUCAGCCCUGUACUCACCUGUUUCCAAUCAUUGUCAUCAUUCAACCUGUGUAUUUAAGGUCCUCGGUUUCACCAGUUCUCUGUCGUGUCAUUGAUGUUGAUGUUCAUGUCGUCCCUCCGUCUGUAUGUUCAGUUAGUCAGCCAGCCAGUCUUUCAGCCAGCCACUCCAUCGUUCCUGCUUUGUUCAUUCACCCUCCAAUAAAUCCUCUUCACUUCUGCACCGUGAGUCCAGCGUUUGGGUCAUCUCUUCCACGCCUCCACACACAACCUCUGACAGAAUGACACGACCCGUGCCAAGAAGACACGCUUUUGACCCAGCGGACUCGGACCUUUACGAGCGGCAGGACGCAGCGCUCUCCAUUUGGGCGGAGAAGCUCAGGUGGAAACAGCGGCUCUUCUCAGAGAGGGAGCACGUCUUUGAGGGGACUCGUCUGGCUCUGGGCGGGCCUCGGAGACGCCGCGGUCCUCCACCUGCUGCCUCACCUGCAUCGGAGCGUUCGCCGCGGAGAGUGGGCGUCGCAGGCCAAGCUUCGGCCGCUCGCUCUCCCGCUGCUCCGCUCCUCGCUCGCCCGCCAGCCGUUUUACUCACCGGACCUUCAACCUCGCCAUGGCACAGCGGCUCCGCCUACCACCUCGGCUCAAUGGAGGCUCCCGUGCCAGAGGCUCGGCUGUGUACCCCGCCUGCUGUCUCUUCCCGAAGAAAGCGGCGCACACGCCGCCAUAAAACGGACUACUUUCAGCCACUCCCGAUGGUGAGCUCCAGUGACUGUUUUUCGCACUCACCAUCUGAUUACUCACUUGAAACGCACAAUGGACCCACUUCUGAUUCAUGGGGAGUCUCCCUCCUAGACGAGGACGUGGACUGGGAAGAGUUUUUCUGCUCUUCUCCAAAGACUGUAAAUAGUGGUGGCAGAAAAACCCGAACAUUCUCCAAUAAACCUGCCAGUAACACACACUCCAUCACCAUUUCCACACCCAUUAUUCAGCCAUUUCCCACCAGCAUGGGGGCCCAGUCCACGCCCACACCAGUGCCAGCUCCCAGGAGGAGGGCAGCUGCGACCCGGUCUACCUCCACACCUGCUUCUGUUUCUCAGGUGGGGGGGACUGGUGUCCAGCCACCUUCCGUGCCCGUCCCAGCGCCCAGGCUGAGGGCAGCCAGAACCCAGCCUGACCUCCCUAGAGACUUGGAAGAGCUAACCGGUUCACCUGCUACGUCACCACUUCCUCCAACUCCUGACCCAGCCUUUCACGCCCUCGCACUAUCCCUAGUUAGAUUAGCUGAACUGUCCCCUGCCCAGGCACCAGCCUUACUAGCCCAAGCCGUAAUUUUAUCCCCGUCACUAGCUCAGUCUGUAGCUCAGCCAUUAGCCACACCAACCUCAGCUCCGUUGUCAGCCUCGCCUACCUCUGUUCAUCCCUUAGCAUCUCCACUCCAGUCAGUUCCCUCACCUGCUGUUCAGCUUUCACUCCAGUCAGUUCACUCACCUGUAGCUCAGCCUGCUCCUCUCCAGUCUUCUGUAGCUCAGUCCCCUGUCCAGUCAGUCCAGUCUGCUCCUGUCCCCCAGUCGCCCGUCCUCCAGCCUGUCCAGUCUGUCGUUCACUCUUCUGUAGUCCAGUCUGCCGCCCAGUGCCCUGUAGUCCAGUCGCCUCCUGUUUCCCAGUCGCCUGUCCACCAUCCCGUUCAGUUCCCAGACCUGCAGCCACAGCACCCAGAGCCAGCUGUGAGCUCUCCAGCUCCUCAGCCAGGGGUUUCCGCACCCGCUGGCCCGGCCGCUCCUCAGCCAGGGGUUUCCGCACCCGCUGGCCCGGCCUGUCUCCAGCCAGAGGCUUCAACUUCGCCCGUUCAGGCCUCUGCCUCAGCGCCCUUACGUCCCGUCGGCCCAUGCCUCAGCGCACUCGUCCUCGUCCUGGCCCAGCCUCAGAGCCUUCGUCCUC